UUCAGAAGACGUGGCACGGUUUGUUGCUCAUGUAUCAGUUGAGAUUCAAGUGUUAUGUACAGCAACUUUUACGAAGAUCCUACAGUUCCUUUGCCUAUAAUCUGUUUAGAAAAUUUGGAACAACAUGAUAGAAUAUUUCCAAAUACUCUGCGGCAUCGCUAUAGUGCUUCUUUAUCUCUAUUACCAUCUCACUUCUAACUAUGAUUUUUGGAAGAAACUUAACAUACCUGGACCAGCACCGACAAUACUUUUUGGAAAUUUGAAAGAAAUAGCCUUUCGAAAGGAAUCGAUGAGUGAGUCAGUGAAGAGACUAUAUGACGAAUUCAAACAUGAACCAUUGUUUGGAAUAUUUGAAGCAACAACCCCUACUUUGAUUGUCAAUGAUUUGGAUUUGAUCAAAGAUGUUCUUGUUAAGGAUUUCCCUAUAUUUGCAGAUCGAGGACUACCUUAUUAUAAAAAGGUAGAACCAUUAGCGGAACAUCUCUUCUUCCUGGAAUCCGAAAGAUGGAAACCACUGAGGACAAAACUUUCACCAACUUUUACUUCCGGCAAACUGAAAGAGAUGUUUCCUCUUAUAAUAGACUGUGCGCAACAUUUGGAAGAAUACCUGGACAAACGGCUAGAGAAACAAGAACCAAUAGAAUGUCGCGAAUUAGCUGCAAAAUUCACUACCGAUGUAAUCGGUAACUGUGUCUUUGGGAUUGUUACAAAUGCUCUCUCGGACGAAAAUAGUAAAUUCCGUGAAAUGGGCAGAAGAAUUUUAGAACCAUGUUUUCGAACGACAGUUAGAGCUAUAAUAAGGCAGUUUUUCCCUCGACUAUACGUUUUGAUUGGAAAUUAUAUUCAAGCUGUUGGAGUGAACGAAUUUUUUACAAACAUGGUAUCUGAUAGUAUGAGAUACAGGAAAGAAAAUAAUAUAUAUAGACCAGAUUUUAUUAACACACUCAUGGAACUUCGAGAACACCCUGAAAAGCUGCCAGCUGUUGAAUUGACAGAUGAGUUCCUCACCGCUCAAGCAUUGAUCUUAUUCUUGGCUGGAUUCGAAACCUCUUCGACGACUAUAUCCCAUACUCUUUACGAAUUAGCGCAAAAUCAUGAAAUACAGGAUAAAUUACGGAAAGAAAUAAAACAGCAUGAUGAAAAAUAUGGAAAAACUUUAACGUACGAUCAAAUUAAAGAAAUGAAAUAUUUGGAAAAAGUAUUUAAAGAAACAUUGAGAAAAUAUCCAAUAUUACCUAUGUUACCGCGGGAAGCAUUAAAGAACUACACGUUUAAUGGUACAAAAAUUACCAUACCAAAAGGUACAAAAGUUUGGAUACCAACAUUUGGGAUCCAUCGAGAUCCAAAUAUUUACCCAGAUCCUGAUAGAUUUGAUCCUGAGAGAUUCACUGAGGAAGCGGUUGCCAACAGACACUCCAUGAGUUUCCUGGCAUUUGGUGAUGGCCCAAGAAUUUGUAUUGGUGCACGCUUUGCGAAUUAUCAAGUCAAGCUUGGAAUUAUAACAAUCCUAAGGAACCACAAACUUGAUGUUUGCGAGGAAACCAUUAUUCCAUUUAAACAUGAACCGCAAGCGUUAUUAUUGACGCUACAGGGAGGAAUAACCUUAAAGAUAACAAAAAUGUAAAACUAAUACACCGAUAGUUUGGAUGUAUAUACACAUGUACAUUAUCCUGAAAAGUAAGCUCCCCUAGGAAAAAUUUCGUUACAGGGGAAGCAGGUAAUCUCAAAAUAUUAAUUUUGCCUAUAUCAACAUUAACCGUGAUUUUUUGAUAAAAUUUAGUAUAUGAAUAAGAAAUAUAGAUAAUAAAAUAAAUAUCACAUGAAGUUUUUCCGUCUAAAUGCUUAUACUCAAGUGGUGGAGGCCCAUAGACUUACAGUAAAAGCUGGAUAAGUGCAAGAGAAGGUGAAAGUGUUGAUGAAGAUUCUGCGACAAAAUUUUGUGAUAAUUUUACAAAAUUAUUGGAAGAAGAUGACAGUAUAGAUGAAAAUAAUGUACACAACAUAUUAAUAAAUGUAAUUAAUAAA
This is a messenger RNA of Osmia lignaria (orchard mason bee), 2025 nucleotides long. Its product is annotated as cytochrome P450 6A1-like. Gene Ontology annotation, molecular function: iron ion binding; heme binding; monooxygenase activity. The record is from RefSeq and is a predicted model, not a curated record. NCBI's taxonomy places the organism in Eukaryota, Metazoa, Arthropoda, Insecta, Hymenoptera, Megachilidae.